Messenger RNA from Ceratosolen solmsi marchali, 1687 nucleotides. RefSeq names its product Regulator of chromosome condensation 1 (gene Rcc1). NCBI's taxonomy places the organism in Eukaryota, Metazoa, Arthropoda, Insecta, Hymenoptera, Agaonidae. Bases 105 to 1445 code for a protein of 446 amino acids. The transcript has 6 exons. Gene Ontology annotation, cellular component: cytoplasm. Gene Ontology annotation, molecular function: guanyl-nucleotide exchange factor activity. The record is from RefSeq and is a predicted model, not a curated record.
CAAUAUUCAACUCAAUUUCGAGGUUUAGAACCGUUAAAGUUUUGGCGGUAAACAACUGUAUAAUAUUUUUUAUAACAAGUUUCGUUUUUUGUUGACUUAAAAAGAUGCCUCUGAAGAAAACGACGAAACGUCCCGCUCCAGCUGCACAAAAUUCUCAACAAGGCACGAGAUCUGUGAAACGUUCAAAAAGUAUCAGAAUAAAAAACAAUAAGCCGGAUAAAAAUCAAGAAAAUCAUGAACCAACAGCAAGACUUAUACUACGUCAAACCAAUGUGGGAGGUAUCGUUCUUACAUGUGGUCAAGGCGAUGUUGGUCAACUUGGCUUAGGAGAAGAUAUUCUAGAAAAAACCCGUUUUUCUGUAAUUCCUAAUCAUUCAAAUAUUGUUGCAAUAGCAGCUGGUGGUAUGCACAAUGUAUGUUUAACAAAAGAUGGUACGAUCUUAACGUUUGGAUGUAAUGAUGAAGGAGCAUUAGGUAGAACUACUUCCGAAGAAGGUUCUGAAACUAUCCCAGCAUUUGUAGAAUUACCGUUACCUGCUAUUCAAAUAACAGCGGGAGAUUCGCACAGCGCAGCUCUCUUGGAAGAUGGACGAGUCUUCAUUUGGGGUUCUUUUAGGGAUUCGCAUGGAACCAUGGGAUUAUUGACUAAAGAUAACGAACGUUUCCCUGUGCAAAUACCUCUCCAAAGAAAAUUCAUAAAAAUCGCAUCAGGAGCAGAUCAUUUAGUAUUAUUGGACGAGACUAAACAAGUUUACACUUGUGGUUGUGGUGAACAAGGUCAACUUGGCCGUUUACCUGAAAGAAAAACUGAUAGACAUAGUCGACAAGGAAUAAAUCAAUUACUCACACCUGGCCAAGUCCAUUUCAAAAUAAACAAACAUGUAGAAGUUGAAAAUAUUUGGGCUGGUACAUACGCUACAUUUAUAAAGGAUUCUCAUAGUGGUGAUAUAUAUGUAUUUGGUUUGAAUAAUUAUAAUCAAAUAGGUCUAAAGGGAACGGAUAAGCAAUUUCAUCCUAUAGUUUCAAAAACAUUGAGUAAUCAAAACUGGAUACAAAUAAGUUCCGGUCAACAUCACACUAUCGCCUUAGAUGAAAAAGGCAAAGUUUAUGUUUUAGGUCGUAAAGAAUAUGGAAGACUAGGUCUUGGUGUGGUUGAAGCAGAUGCAAUAGAACUUACAGUUGUCCCUGGCCUGGAUAAAAUAAAAUGUGUUGAUGUGGCCGCCGGUAGUGCUCAAUCCUUUGCUGUUACUGAAAGCGGAAAGCUAUAUGCUUGGGGCAUGGGGACAAGCGGUCAACUUGGAACAGGAGAAGAAGAAGAUGUAGAUGUUCCAAUAUUAAUAGAGUCUAAACAGUUAAAGGACGUACAACUAAUUAGGGUUUCAGGUGGUGGACAGCACACUAUCGUUUAUGGAUUGCAAACAACUAUAAACAAAAUUGUCGCUUAACGGCAGAUUUAAAUUUGAAAUUUGUACCGUAUGUUUGUUUAUUAGUAGAAGUGUGCAAGUUAUUCGAUCCUAAUAGAGACAAUGAAUUAAGAAACAAAUUUACAAAUAUUUACGUAAAAUAAUUGAAAAAAUGACAAAGCUGUGAGAGGUUAAAAAAUUGACAACAAAAGCUCUAAAUAAGAAACUAUACGAUGAUCAAUCAUUAAAAUAUAAAAAAGGAUCUGUUUUCUAUUUAUAAGUAA